AGCCCACUGCUACUGUACUGGAUGGUGUUUGGGACAUGAGGCAGUUGUUUAUCAACUGUGAUUCACCUAAAGGACACAAGGAGGCACAUGUGUUUGUGUUCAGAAUGGAGGGGUCCUCGGUCUCCAUGCUUUAUAAAGAUUGGCCUCUGGAAAGUGAAACCUACAGAAAGGUGUCAUUGGAUUUCAAGGUUGACCUGUCAACACUCACACCUGUCACUCUGGACAAGGAAAAGGUAGAUGACACCUGUAAAGCCAUGGGGAGAGACUUGGGCAAAUGGGUGUCAUCUACCAGGCUGUCUGAAGAGGAAGGCUUGUGGUGGGUGUCCUACAUUAGAAAGAUGGGGGACAUUCACACUCUGGCCAUCAAGCUGUCUGACUUCAAGCCCUUCAUGCCUGCCCCAAGGGAAGAGAACACCCUCCCAAGAAAUGUACAAGAGGCAAUAGAGCGAAGCAAUGAAAAAAUGCAGAGGCAAUCAAAGGUAUCACUUACAAAGCACAGAAGACAAGCCUCAGCGGAACUCUGAGAUGGUGGCCUGAUUGUAACACUGAUGUAAAUAUGUAUAUGCGAUGUAUAUAUAUGCACUGAACAUUUUCUUUGUAUAAUCACAAGCUAAAUUUGCUUUUGCCUCACUGUCAAUCGCUUGCACAAAUUAAAUUGAAGUAGAUUUUGGAAACGAUUUGGACUUUGGUCUCAAAAAGGAGGGGUGGGUUUUGUUUCUAUGUCACAAGUAGAAAACUUUUCAAUAUCUUUCAGCAGAGCUUAGCAGAU
Molecule: messenger RNA, 769 nt
Organism: Haliotis rubra (blacklip abalone)
Lineage: Eukaryota; Metazoa; Mollusca; Gastropoda; Lepetellida; Haliotidae
Exons: 2
Coding region: 36-524 (162 amino acids)
Source: RefSeq, a predicted model, not a curated record